AUGAUGUUUGCAAAGAGAGCUUGGCUGACGGGGGCAUUUUGCAUCGUUCUGUGCUCAGAUAUCGUAAGAGCUGGGUUGUUGGAGCCGAUUCGAAGAGAGGAUGCUUCACCUACAAGCACGCUCACUACUGCAGCGAGGACCACAAGCACAGAAGACACAAUUUCACAAGAAUCAACAACAAGCUCCCAGGCGACCACUACAGAACUCGCUGAUAGUGCUUCUGUCGCCUCGACAAGUAUUAAGUUGACAUCCAGUACUUCUACUACAUCGGCGGCAACCUCUGCUCCUUCAGCACUCAAUGGAAAUGUUGCCAGCAAUAGCUCAAAUAUCUACAGCAAUUCUACCAUCGAGGCCGGCGAGUUGCCUAUUCAACCGCGCAUCACUCCAGGAUGGGGAGUCGCUGGCGCAAUCUUACUUAUCACUGGCGCAAUUCAUGCUCUCAUUGGUAUCAAGAACACCUGGCUUCACACGUUCUUUUCAACCGCUUUCUUGACGGGCUUGUGUACAGCAGUAUUGAUCGUGUAUGUGAUGAUACUCCCGGUAUCCGAUGGGGUACAGGGUGCUUAUGUGGUCGCCUGCGUGUGCGCUGGUGUCAUACUUGGUGGUGGUGCAACGAUUUUCAAGGAGCUUACUGAAAGCUUGGGGUGCUUGCUUGGUGGAUUUUGCCUCUCGAUGUGGCUCCUCACUCUACGCGAGGGUGGUCUACUACUAGACAACUCAACCGGCACGAUCAUUUUCAUCAUAGCCUUCACGCUUGCUGGGUUUGCGUUAUACUUUAGCCAUUAUACGAGACCAUACGCCUUAAUUGGGUCCAUCUCGUUUUCUGGCGCCACGGCUGCAGUCUUGGGAAUUGACUGUUUCAGCAAGGCCGGGUAUAAGGAGUUUUGGGCCUACAUCUGGGCGCUCAACGACAACCUGUUCCCACUUGGUGCCACCACAUACCCGCUGACGAAGGGCAUCCGCGUUGAGAUAGCACUUAUCGUCAUCAUUUCUAUCGUGGGCAUAAUUUCACAGGUGAAGCUCUGGAAGGUCCUUCAAGAACACCAAACUAAGCGAGCGACCGCGCGAGCCGAAGCACAACGAGAGCGCGACCUCGAAGAGGCGAACCUUGGGCAGCAAAUCGAGGAUCAGACUGCUCGCGAGAGACGCCAAUGGGAAGCCGCAUACGGUGGCAAGGCCGACGGAAGUGUGCUCAGCUCAAAGGACUCUGGAGUUGCCGAUGUGAAUGAGAAGAAAGGCCGGUACAGCCAUGCAACCGAUGUUAUUGAGCUAGCUGAGCUCCCUACUCCUAGCCCCAAUUUCCCCGAGUCGCCAAUGACGCCGGCAGAUGAGUGGGAUGAGAUAAAUCUGACGAACGAAGCCAAAAGUCGAGGAGAAUUGGUCAUUGAAGACGAUAACCAAAAUCUUGGUAGUCCUGCGCCGGCAGCCCAUGGUAAAACAUGGGUGGUCGGGGCUGAUGGAGAAGCCAACCCAGCAUCGAUUGUUCCGCAGCGCAACUCCCAGAGAUUUUCAACAUCCGUCGGGCCCGGGCUUACGCCGUUGCCUUUCCGAAUCCCUGACGCUGCUGAGGGUGAUGACGACGAUCGUUCCUCGAUCGCAACUUUCAACGAUGACGAUGAUCGCUCCGUCACGCUGCAUAAUAGGGCAUCGCGGGCAUCUCUGGGACAGCGACUGUCAGUGGGAUCUGCACACAUUCUGCGAAGCUUAUCCAGAAAUUCUACAGGCUCCGGUCAUUCUAAGAAAAAGGCCAGCCAACUUUCGCCAACGAGCUUGUCGCAUGAUUGGACGCAGAGCAAGGAGGAUUUGGUGUCAAGACCAAGAGCGCAAGAGGAUACUCGAAGUGUCGCAGCGACUGUCGAUCAAGUCAGCACAAACGGCGAUGAAGAUCGAUCAAAGACCGGUCAACAUGGAUUAGGUAUCGAAAUUACAGCCGAACUUAACGAUAAAACGUCAGGCGCAAUUGGAAGAUCAAACGAGCAGCCAAAGUCUCCUACCAUCAGAAUUUCAGAGGAUGGACAAGCAGCAUGCGAGAAGUCUGGUCCGCCACAGUCUCCCUCAGUGGCCCAAUCUACUGCUCCGGUGCCAGCUGUUCUAACCAAGGACCAUUUGCCGACAGGACUCUCACGUGUAGCAUCAGCAUAUCGAACGAAUGAAUGGGCCAAGCAUCUCAGCUUUGCGGAUCUACCAGAGCCGGAGAAUUUGCGCCCAAGCCCACAACCAUCUCUAGAGGAAGCGAUCAAGGACGACGAGAUUGCGGCCCCUGUCAAGAUCGAGGAAUUACAACAAACUGCUCAGAACGCUACACCAGCGCCCGCAGUGACGAGGUCACUGUCGUCAGCGUCGCACUCCCCCCCUGGUUCUGGACCAGUAACGCGCUCAAAUUCGAGAAACUCAACGACCAAUGCAAAAAACUUAACAGUUUUGGCUGGGUCCAAUACAGAAGCCAAUUCAAAAUUCGGGUUGGUUAAGGCUGCCGCGCCGCCUUCGGUUCACGCGACUCGUGGGUUCCAGAGACGGUCCACAAGCCAAGGACAACGUAACUCGGAUGUUUUUGUGCCGCCCAUUGCAGAGGAGCAGCAUGGUGUUCGUUAUGCCGAAACUCAGAACCUGUACGACGACCCAGUAUCUGGUGGUAUAUCGCCGGUCAAUUCUGAGCACUCACAAUCUGCUGUUCGUCUUCCUGUACCAGGAGUGGUUUCCUAUUCUAGCCCACAGACACUACUGGGAAAACGGGAAUUACUUUUGCGAAAUAAGUCGUCCAUCCUGGGUAUGCCUGGUCCAGAAAACAAGUCUUUCGCACCUCAGACAGUGGCAAGUGACGCUGGAUCUCUUCGUAAUUACCCCAGUCGCAGCUCUUUUGGAGGCCAGGACCUAGAUGACAUGCCACUCAGCCAGCGGAAGAAGCUCAUCCGCCAGAGCAGCAUCCUGUCCGCCGGAUCAGCUGCUGAUUCGAGGCCGAACAGUCAUGUCGGUCCGUCGUAUGGCAUGUCCCAGACGAUGGCAGAGAACUCCAGCUUCAACUCACACCAGCCCCAGCGACGGUCCACGCUUCCGUCGCAACAAGCUCGUGAAGCGCAACUCGCGAGCUUCCGCGAUUCCGUGGCAAAAGAAACGCGCGUGCCAUCCUCGCCAGUCUAUAAUCUGACGCCUGCGUCAAGCCACGAUCUGCUGCCGUCGCAGUCCGGUGGAGGGCUGCAUCAAACAGCUAAUAUGAGCACAGCGGAAAUCCAGAGAAGCGUAGAGCAGAGUCGGGCCAUGUUGAUGAACCAACGGGGCCAGGAGGCUCAGAGGAAAGAGAUGGAACGUCAACAGAAGGAGCGCAACGAUCGCAUGUUUGAAGAGAAGAUGAGGAGCAGCACAUAUCUCAUGGAUGCGCAUCGGGAUGCGAUGAGGAAGAUGCAGAGUGCUGCAAAAUAA
Molecule: messenger RNA, 3417 nt
Organism: Truncatella angustata
Lineage: Eukaryota; Fungi; Ascomycota; Sordariomycetes; Amphisphaeriales; Sporocadaceae
Exons: 2
Coding region: 1-3417 (1138 amino acids)
Source: RefSeq, a predicted model, not a curated record